Messenger RNA from Vicia villosa (hairy vetch), 1312 nucleotides. RefSeq lists its product as uncharacterized. Gene Ontology annotation, biological process: vesicle-mediated transport. The record is from RefSeq and is a predicted model, not a curated record. Gene Ontology annotation, molecular function: small GTPase binding. The transcript has 6 exons. Gene Ontology annotation, cellular component: membrane; Golgi apparatus. Lineage: Eukaryota; Viridiplantae; Streptophyta; Magnoliopsida; Fabales; Fabaceae. The coding region runs from base 224 to 1009 and encodes 261 amino acids.
GAAAACGAAGGUGGGGUACAAUACACUGAACCAGAAACCAUUUUAUUUUAAUUGCAACCUUUUCUUCACGUUCUUUCUGAACUACACAAAAGAUACAGUUUCGUUCUUUUCUCUUCUUCUUCUUCUGCUAUCUAGGUUUUGCCUUCUCCGAUUCCGAUUCCGAUUCUGAAACUUCCAAUGCUUCUCUGAGCAACUCCGAUUCAUUCGCAUUGGAUUCUUUUCCAUGGAGGAGACUUCUUACACUGGUCUCCCUACUAGCCACUUGCUCGGUUCAGUUCCGGCUGUCAUAGUUGAAGAAGAUAAGACUACCAAACAUGUGGUUACCAAUGGAGGAGAUAGAGGACGAGAAGGACAUCAAAAUCCUGGCGUUCCUACUGAAGCCUUUGAACAACAGCCAUCAAACAACUGGAGGGGAUUCUUUAGUGUCUCUUCUUAUUCACAGUAUUUCGAUGUAGAUACAGAUGCUGUUAUGACAAGAUUGAUAAGUUCCUUCAAUCCAGUUGGUGGAGACUUUUUCAGCAAGAUAGAUGCCAACCCUGAUUUAUACGGGCUCAUAUGGAUCUCAACGACAUUGAUUUUUGUACUUGCCUCACUUGGAAAUCUUGCCACAUUCCUUAUGCAAAAACAUGCAGAUAGCGGAACCUCAUGGACCUUUGAUGUUAGCUAUAUGAGUACGGCUGCAUGGUCUAUCUAUGGUUAUGCACUAGUGGUCCCAAUGGCAUACUAUUUCUUCCUUCAGUAUAUGGGUUCAAAGGCUAGCCUUAUAAGGUUUUGGUGCAUGUGGGGAUAUUCUCUUUCCAUUUUCAUCUUCUCUUCGUUUUUGUUGAUAAUUCCAGUUGAGAUUCUUCGGUGGAUCAUAACACUCCUUACUGGUGUUGCGUCAGCUAGCUUUGUUGCCUUAAACUUAAAAGCUUACAUUGAAGGCAACGAUUUUUCAGUGGCAAUUAUUGCCGCCUUUUUCUUGCAAAUAGGUCUGGCAAUCUUCAUCAAGGUUUGGUUCUUUGCAUAGAAAUAUGCAUUGUAAUAGUGAAUAAUAAGUCCCUACUACCUUUGUUAGCCCGCUCCAUUGACUAUGUGAGUGGAGUCUCUGCAGCAGAUUUGGCUUGUUUUUGUGGAUUUACUAGAAUGGGAUUGGAAAGGAUUGCAGAGUAAUGAUCUCCGUAUCAUUUUGACCUGUUGCUUUGUGAAGACUAAUAUUUUGGAAGAAAAAAAAGAACAAUAGUUGAGUGUAAAAUUUAAGUCUAAAUGUUUGAAAUUUUUUGCACAUCUGUGUAAAUAUACAUCUUCAAGUAAAUCUCUUUUUUUGACUGAA